Messenger RNA from Cinara cedri, 502 nucleotides. Lineage: Eukaryota; Metazoa; Arthropoda; Insecta; Hemiptera; Aphididae. The record is from the annotation of a GenBank genome assembly.
AUGAUCAGCCUACAUUUCGGAGGACGUGCAUUUAAAGUUAUCAGAUGCCUUUUGCUUUCAUUGGCUGUCAUCGUCACGAUCUUUACGUUGGGUUAUCUGACGGGCAUUUAUUACUUAAUGGACAAACAGCUAUACACAACCUACCCGUACCCGUUGUCUCUGGUGUCGAUCCACGUCGACCGUUGGCAGAAGAUCAACAUGAAAAUCCUAGAAAUCGAAAUGAAAUUCGAAGAGAUCAGCACAAACUUCCGAGAACUGAAGGAACUGUAUUAUAGCGAGACAGCGAGUGAUAGUGUCAUAGACCUCCGGGCUUCUUAACCUACCGGAUAAAAACGACCUACCUAUACAAGUACCCGGGUGUAAUAACAUUUUUAUUGUGUUUAUUGUAUAGGUACUUUUCGUAAACCAAUGUAUUGAGUGUCAAACGUUACUUUUUUUCGAAUUAAAAAUAUUUUAUUAAAUACACAAAUUAUAUUGCAGAUUUAAAAUAAUAUGAAAUGGA